Ectocarpus siliculosus is the source of this 1479-nucleotide messenger RNA. The record is from the annotation of a GenBank genome assembly. Lineage: Eukaryota; Phaeophyceae; Ectocarpales; Ectocarpaceae.
AUGAGGAAGUACCGGUUGGUAGCCAAAAAGGGAGAGGGGACCUUCAGCGAGGUGCUCAAGGCGCAGAACGUCAAGGACGGGAAGUACUAUGCCAUCAAGUGUAUGAAGAACAGGUUCGACAGUAUUGAUCAGGUGAACAACUUGCGAGAGAUCCAGGCAUUGAGGCGACUUAGCCCAAACCAGCACGUGAUCACUCUGGAGGAAGUGCUGUACGACCAGCCCACCGGAAGACUUGCGCUUGUGUUUGAGCUCAUGGACGCUAACCUUUACGAGCUCAUUCGAGGGAGACGACACUACCUCAAUGGCCAGCUGGUGCGAAGCUACAUGUACCAGCUGCUGAAGGCGUUGGAUCACAUGCACCGGAAAGGGAUCUUCCACAGGGAUAUCAAGCCGGAGAACAUCCUGAUCGAGAGCACAAACGACCUGGGCAGGGGCCUAAAGCUGGCGGAUUUCGGCUCGUGUAGAGGCAUCUACUCCAAGCAGCCUUACACGGAGUACAUCUCUACUCGGUGGUACCGAGCUCCGGAGUGUCUCCUCACGGAUGGCUACUACGGCCCGGAGAUGGACCAGUGGGGGGCGGGCUGCGUCUUCUUUGAGAUAACCAGCUUGUACCCCCUCUUCCCGGGGACCAACGAGCUGGACCAGAUCGGUAGAGUCCACAAGGUGUUAGGAAACCCUUCCGGCGAGGUGUUGGGGAAGUUCAAGCAGAACGGGGCGGCGCACGUAGACUUCGACUUCGCGACGCAGAAGGGCAUCGGCGUGGCGCAGCUGAUACCCCACGCGUCGACGGAGUGCGUCGACCUCAUCACUAAGCUGCUGAGGUACGACUGGUCAGAUCGCUGCACCGCCAGGGAGUCGUUGAGGCACCCAUACUUCCGAGAGAUCCGAGAGGUCGACCUAAGAAAGGCACAGGCUGAAUCGACCUCGAAGCUAGCGAGGGGGACGACGGAAGAUGCCGCAGGCGGGGGCGACCCGGCAACGGUAGCUAGCACCGGCCGGGCCCCUCAGACGCGCGGGGCCCCCGGGGGGGGGGGGGGGGGGGGGGGGGGUGCGAACCACGGGACCGGGGCAGGAGGGGGCGCCGGGGGAGGGGGAGGAGGAGGAGGGAGAUACAGAGGGCAGGCGGUCGGGCAGGGCGGAUCCAAGGCGUCCUCGAAGAAAAAGAAGAAGAAUCGCGGCUACUACGACAGCAACAUUCGGAGCAAGUACAACGGGAUGAGCAACGGCGGCGGAGGCGGAGGCGGAGGUGGAGGCGGAAACGGUUUCGGGGGGGCCAAGGGGCACAGGAUCACCUCUCGGAGCAGCUUUUCGUUGAUGCAAGCCGCCGGGGGGGGCGGGGGGGCGAUGGGUAGCAAUAUCGGUUAUGGCGGCAACGGCGGGGCAGGCGGCGGCAAUGGAGUCCCCGGGGGCAUGGCGGCCCAGGCGCCGGAGCGGGCGAGAGUCGGGAAAAACACCUCGCGGUAUCGCCAAUUGCGCUGA